Molecule: messenger RNA, 1431 nt
Organism: Coniosporium apollinis CBS 100218
Lineage: Eukaryota; Fungi; Ascomycota; Dothideomycetes
Product: serine hydroxymethyltransferase, cytosolic
Exons: 3
Coding region: 1-1431 (476 amino acids)
Biological process (GO): folic acid metabolic process; tetrahydrofolate interconversion; L-serine catabolic process
Cellular component (GO): cytoplasm
Molecular function (GO): zinc ion binding; pyridoxal phosphate binding; cobalt ion binding
Source: RefSeq, a predicted model, not a curated record
AUGAACGGCCACACUGAGCAUACAUAUGCCCUCCCCCAGUCCCACAGGGAGCUGAUGGAGCGGCCUCUGGAGGAGGCUGACCCAGAAGUGUACGAGACGAUUCAAAAAGAAAUCAAGCGCCAGCGCGAGUCCAUCCUCCUCAUCGCCUCCGAAAAUGUCACCUCCAAAGCCGUGCUGCAAGCUCUCGGCACGCCCAUGUCGAACAAGUACUCCGAGGGCUACCCCGGCGCGCGCUACUACGGCGGCAACGAGCACAUCGACACCAUUGAGCUCGAGUGCCAGAAGCGGGCGCUUCAGACCUUCGGGCUGGACCCGGAGAAGUGGGGCGUCAAUGUGCAGUGCCUCAGCGGCAGCCCUGCGAAUUUGCAGGUAUACCAGGCUAUCAUGAGGCCGCAUGACAGGCUCAUGGGUUUGGAUCUGCCGCAUGGUGGGCAUUUGAGCCAUGGGUACCAGACACCACAGAAGAAAAUCUCCGCCGUAUCCACCUACUUCGAAACCUUCCCCUACCGUGUAAACCUCGAGACCGGCCUCAUCGACUACGAUCGCCUCGAAGAGAACGCCCUUAUGUACCGGCCCAAAGUAAUUGUCGCGGGCACCUCCGCCUACUGCCGCACAAUCGACUACGCGCGGAUGCGCAAGAUCGCCGACGCCGUAGGCUGCUACCUGGUGGUCGACAUGGCGCACAUCAGCGGGCUGAUCGCCGGCGGCGUGAACGAAUCACCCUUCCCACACGCCGACAUCGUGACCACAACCACCCACAAAUCCCUCCGCGGGCCCAGAGGCGCCAUGAUAUUCUUCCGCAAAGGCGUCAGGAAGACCGAUCCCAAGACCGGAAAGGAGACACUCUACGACCUCGAAGGCCCGAUCAACUUCUCCGUCUUCCCCGGCCACCAAGGCGGCCCGCACAACCACACCAUCACCGCUCUCGCCGUCGCGCUGAAGCAGGCCCAGACGGAGGACUUCAAGCUGUACCAGCAGCAAGUGAUCAAGAACGCCAAGGCGCUGGAGCACGAGUUCAAGUCGCUGGGCUACAAGCUCGUGACCGACGGCACGGACAACCACAUGGUGCUGCUGGACCUCAAGCCGAUCCAGCUGGACGGUGCGAGGGUGGAGGGUGUGCUCGAGCAGGUCAACAUCGCGUGCAACAAGAACACCACGCCGGGGGAUAAGAGCGCGUUGACGCCGAUGGGCAUCAGGAUUGGGGCGCCGGCGAUGACGAGCAGGGGCCUGGGAGAGGAGGACUUCAAGCGCGUGGCGAGGUAUAUCGAUCAGUGCAUCCGGUUGACCAAGGAGAUCCAGGCGGGGCUGCCGAAGGAGGCGAAUAAGCUUAAGGACUUCAAGGCUAAGAUUGCGAGUGGGGAGAUUGAGCAGAUCAAUGAACUCAAGAAGGAGAUCUCGGCGUGGGCGGGGACGUUCCCGCUGCCGUGCUAG